AUGCUGACGACAGAGAUUGUCGCUAUCUUGUCAGGGGUUCUAGCCCACCAGGUUGUGUUCAUCCAAGGUGAAUGGCAUUUGAGAGGCGCCUCGGUUAUCAUGACACACAUAGCCCUGACCACGUGUCUAUAUGCGGUGCGAGACCGUCCAGGAGUUCUCAUCUUCUUGUAUCUAUCUUCUCUCUUCCUCAGCAUCUCCAUCUAUCGUCUUUUCUUUCACAGACUACGCCAUUUCCCUGGCCCCAAACUGGCAGCACUGACCAAGCUGUGGCAUGUGUGGAAAUGUCGUGACUCGCGUGGCCACCUGGUCGUGGACGAGUGGCACAAGACGUAUGGGACGUUUGUGCGAACAGGGCCCAGUGAGAUCACCGUCUUCCACCCAGCCAUCUACGAGGCCAUGGAUGGAACAGGGAACCAGAACACCCGUUCGGACUGGUACGACCUGCUGCAUCCGCGCAUCUCGUCCAUCUUCACGCGCGACAGGGUUUUUCACCUGAAGCGGAGGCAAAUAUGGAACCACGCUUUGAGUAGUGCUGCCCUAAGGCAAUACCACCGACGCAUCCACACCAAAGUGUCAACCCUGACAGCGCUCGUAGAGAAACAAGACACACACCCCGUCCUGAUUAACAACAUCAUGUACUGGUUUGCCUUUGACUCGAUGGGUGACUUCGCGUUCAGCGAGGACUUUGGCAUGCUGAGGAACCAAGAGUGGCACCGCGUGAUUUACCUCUUCCGGUCUGCCCUGGCACUGCUGGGGCCGUUCAGUCCGGCGAUUUGGAUCCCGCGAUUGGGAUUUUCGAUUAUGCCGGGGAUGUGGAGGUUGAGGCGGUGGUUUGAGAUGUUGGAGUUUUGCGAUGCUUGUAUGGAGAGGCGGAUGAAGAGGACUCUGGACGAUCGAGACAUAGCCUCGUGGUUUAUUCAAGACCACGAAAGCCAUAGCGACGACGGGAGCAGAAAACACUGGUUGAGCGGGGAUACAGCGACGCUGGUUGUAGCGGGGAGCGACACGACCGCUCCAGCCCUCACCCACCUCCUUUAUUUCCUCGCGCGAUACCCGUCCCACGCAGAACAAAUAUAUCUAGAGCUCGUGACCGUCGAUAGCCAUGAUCCGGUGGCAUUGUCUAAGCUGCCGCAUCUGAACGGGGUCAUCAACGAGACCAUGCGUCUCUUACCAGCUAUCUUGACGUUUGGCACGCGCGAUACUCCGCCGGAAGGGCUUUGGGUUGAGGGAACGUAUAUUCCGGGGUGUGUUAAGAUUUGCGCUCCGAGAUUCACAGUAGGGCGCUUGGACUCCGCUUACGUUCAACCCCAUGACUUCAUCCCCGAGAGAUGGUACAGUCAACCGCAACUGAUCAAAGACAGACGAGCAUUUGCGCCAUUUGGACUAGGCAACACCAGCUGCGUCGGCAAGAAUCUCGCCCUGGCACAGAUCCGGCUGGUCACGGCGGCGCUGGUCUCGCGAUACAAGAUGCAAUUUGCGCCUGGGACAGAGGAGGGUGUCUCUGUUGAGAAGAAUAUGCGUGAUCAGCUCACGGCACAGCCGGGGGAGUGUUGGAUUGUGUUUGAGAGGCGGUAG
Messenger RNA from Aspergillus candidus, 1575 nucleotides. Its product is annotated as cytochrome P450. Bases 1 to 1575 code for a protein of 524 amino acids. The record is from RefSeq and is a predicted model, not a curated record. Gene Ontology annotation, molecular function: monooxygenase activity; iron ion binding; heme binding. NCBI's taxonomy places the organism in Eukaryota, Fungi, Ascomycota, Eurotiomycetes, Eurotiales, Aspergillaceae. The transcript has 7 exons.